Molecule: messenger RNA, 6090 nt
Organism: Chiloscyllium plagiosum (whitespotted bambooshark)
Lineage: Eukaryota; Metazoa; Chordata; Chondrichthyes; Orectolobiformes; Hemiscylliidae
Gene: f5
Product: coagulation factor V
Cellular component (GO): plasma membrane
Molecular function (GO): signaling receptor activity; copper ion binding
Source: RefSeq, a predicted model, not a curated record
UGUUCUCAUGGAUGUGGUGUAGGUAGCAAGAUAAAGGUCUAACCCCCCGGUGACUGGAGCAGGACUGCAAACUCAGAUUUCAAGUAAAGCAGGACAAGUCUGUGCAAAACGAUUUAUUUGGCCUGGACGACAGCAUGAAGUGCUGCUGCCCACUCCUGCUGUUAAUUUCAUGUCUCCUCCAGGGCGGAUUGUCAGUGAACAGGCUGCACCAUUUGGCUGCUGUAGAAAUCAAUUGGACUUAUUCCGGAAACAAGGGAGAAAGUUCUGCUGAAAUGGACACCUAUGACAAGAUUGUUUACAAGGAGUACCAUGACGCUGACUUUACCAGAGAAAAGCCUGGCCCAGACUGGAGAGGGUUGAUGGGUCCCACUCUACGAGCAGAAGUAGGAGAUAUUUUACAGAUCCAUUUCAAGAACAAGGCUCCUUAUCCUUUCAACAUUCGUCCACAGGGAAUAAUGAAUGGACAAUCAGCUGUUGAAUUCUUCCAGAAUAACAGAUUAUACUUUGAAGACAGAAAGGAACCCAUUCUACCAAACCAAGAACAUACGUAUACAUGGAAUAUCACAGAAGAAAUGGGACCAUCAACAUCUGAUCCUCAAUGCCUGACCUACAUCUAUUCUUCUGAUAUAGAUGUAAUAAAAGAUUUCCACACUGGAUUGAUUGGAGCUCUACUAAUCUGUAAACCUGGUAGUUUGAGAAAGAAUGGAAAGCAAAAUGAUUUUAGAGAAGAAUUUGUUUUAUUAUUUUCAAUAUUUGAUGAAAGUAAGAGCUGGUAUGCGUACACAGAAAAGGCUCCAAUCAAAAUGUACUCCAUCAAUGGAUUUACAAAUGGCACCUUACCAGAACUUAAUGUAUGUACUCAUGAUGCCAUUACAUGGCAUUUAAUUGGAAUGAGCUUGGAUCCUGAAAUCUUCUCUAUUCAUUUCAAUGGUCAAGUCCUAUUGCAGAAUAAUCACAGAGUGUCAUCUAUUGGCCUGACACCAGGCUCAUCUGUCACAGCUCAGAUGUCUCCUACUCAAGUUGGAAAAUGGCUGCUCUCUUCUCAAGUGCAACAUCAUCGCCUGGCUGGACUGUAUGGAUACCUCAACAUAGAAGAAUGCAAGUCUAAGGAGUCGCCGCAAACAUACAAACCAAGUAUUCUGCGAACAAACUAUCGCAAGUAUUAUAUUGCAGCUGAAGAAGUUUUGUGGGAUUAUGCUCCUGAGAUUCAAACCUAUAUGGACAGUGAUUUUAAAGCCACAUAUUUGGAUUCGGGACCAAACCGUAUUGGCAAAAUAUAUAAAAAGGCAAUUUACGUAGAAUACACAGAUAAAACUUUCACUGAACGUAAAGAACCAAAAGAAGAACCAAUUUCUAUUUUACAAAAUGGAAUCGGGUCUCCUGUUAUAAGAACUCAAGUUGGUGAUAAAAUUCAGGUUUAUUUUAAGAAUAUGGCUAGUCGUCCCUACAGCAUCUACCCUCAGGGUAUAACAAUCGAUAAGGAGAAUGAAGGUGCUGACUACCCUGGGGAUUCCACAAAUUCCACAAAACAGGUUGAUCCUGGUCAAGUCCACAUUUACACUUGGAAGAUUUCUGAAGAUAUUGGACCAACAACCUCAGAUCCCAGAUGCCUAACAAGACUGUAUCAUAGUGCUGUGGAUGUCACACGGGACAUUGCUUCAGGACUUUUUGGACCACUUUUAAUCUGCAAGUACCUGUCCCUGGAUGCCAGGAAUUUGCAGAUAAGAUUAGAUGAAGAACAACACGUCAUAUUUGUAGCGUUUGAUGAGAACCAAAGCUGGUAUAUUGAUGAGAACAUUCAGUUAUUCCUGGAUCCUUCCAACUUUGAUUCCACCGACCCUGGAUUUUACGAAUCAAACAUCAUGUACACAAUAAGUGGUCUUGUGUAUGAAAGCAAAGAAUCAAUUCCAUUCUGUAAGGGAGCUGUUACAUACUGGCACGUUUCAAGCAUUGGUGCCCAAGAUCACAUUCAAGCAGUUUACUUCCACGGGCAUACCUUCAAGCACAGAAAAACAAAUGAUGACGUCAUACAUCUCUUUCCUCUAAUGGGUGAAACUUUAAUUAUGCAGAUGGACAAUUUGGGUGAAUGGCUCCUUGGAACUUUAAGUUCACGACAAGUGACCUAUGGUAUGAGGAUAAGAUUUAAAGUUUAUCAGUGUGAGGAUGAAGGCAUUGAAUACCCUUUAGUUUUCUUUAGGAUUCAAUCUGAAUCAGAUAAAGUGCUUGUAGAGGUCAGUGAGGAAGCCAGUAGAGAAGAACUUGAUGAAGAGGAACGUAAAAUUCUGGAAGAACUUGGAUUCCUAUCAGCUCUCGCACCACAGGAAACAGAAGAGGAAGAAGAUAUUUUACAGUUUAUUGAAGAUGAAAAUGAUAAUUCAAGAGAACUCAACAGUAAAACACCUGACGGGCAAGGUAGUCAAUUCCAUUCAAAGGCGAGUGGAAGUCAGAAUAAACCAUACAAUGAUGCAAACAAAAAUGAAACUGAUAUCUUGGAGUAUGAUGUGGCUGAGGAUGAGCUUGAGCAGCCUAAGGAAUUAGAUAAAAGUACAUCUGAAGUGCCAUUAAACGAAAGAAACAAUGAGAUGACACUAAUAUCUGAAACAGAAUCUGUUCAUUUAAAACAAAAUACAGCAGUUACGAUGGAGGGAGAUAUUAACAUGGAAAGUUUUAGAGAAGACUUUGAAGAAAAGAGUAAGAAUAGUGAACUUCAAGAAUUUUCACGAAGCUCUGCUGCCAAAAAUAAUAACUUGCUAAUUAGCACAAAUAACCCACAUACUGUGGUUAAUCCUGUGAAGAGUAAGAGGAGUUUAGCUGAGACUCCUAUAAUACUAAAGCAAAACAAUUUGCAAAUAACCGCAGAGAACAUCAGCUCUGUCAAUAUUACUGAUGGUGAAAGAGAAGAGGAGUCUGAUCAAGUCCCACAAGAAUAUAACACAGAACAAAAUAGUCAAAAUGAGAAAAAUGAAACUCUAUAUGAAAUGGAGAACACCGAUAUUUUUAAUGAAACAACCACAGCAUCAAAUAAUACAGGCAGAAAAGCAACGCUUUCACCUCCUUCAUUAAAUCAGAAUGCAACAGGUUCACAAGCAACUGACUUUACAGCUGAUUAUGAACAAAAUCAAAUUAACUCCAAUGCAAAUAAUCACAGCAAAAGUACAGUGACAACUGGCAGAGAACAGGGUAAUUUAUUCAAUCAGUUGUCCCAUGAGGUUGUUGAACACUUCACCAAUACUUCAGAACAACCAGGAAAGGAGAGCAGUGAAAUUUCUGAAAAAGUAUUUAUUUACUUAAAGAAGCAUUCAACAGGCAAACAUAGAGUUCGAUUUCAGGGCACACCUCUGAAACCCAAAAGUUCUUUUUUGACAUACCAAGUGGAAGAAAAGGGCAUUAGUGUUACAAACCUAAAGCAUUUGAAAAAAUAUGUAAAGCUGGCAAUGCAUGACAAUUCUACAAAAGAAUUCAAAAUCGAAGGAAAUGUUAGAAGGCAGGCAGCACUUGAAAGAAUGCUGAAGCGCAGGAAGGUGCUGAAGGAUCAAGUGUCUCCAAGAGGGUUCAAACCUGGCAUUAAACAAAGAAUUCAUAUUCCUUUAGGCAAAACACGUAUGUCACCAAGAGGAUUUCACCUUAAACCUAAUUCAGUAAUUUAUCAAGAUGACAACUCGAAUAGUAUUAUAAUAGGAAUUCCAAAGCGUAAAAAUGGAGAUACUCUUGAUUAUGAUGAAUAUAUUGCAAACAUGGAUGCAGACCAUCUUGGAGCUGCUAGAAAAAAUGAUGAGCCUGAUUUAGAUUCUAUGAACCCUUACACUAAUGACAGACGAACUCAUUCAGACAUGUCCCGAGAUCCAGAAAUGAUAGUUGAACAUUACUUACGGAGCAGUCGAGGAAAUGUGAGGCAUUACUUUAUUGCAGCAGAAGAAAUUUUUUGGGAUUAUACUGGGAAUACUAUGCAUUCAGCAGAGCAAUCAAAUACUGUGUAUAAAAAAGUCAUUUUCCGGAGAUACACAGACGCAUUAUUUAGGGAACGCUAUAAUCAUGGAGAAAGAUACGAACACCUGGGAAUACUUGGACCUGUCAUCAGAGCAGAAGUUAAUGAUGUCAUCAAGGUUCUCUUUAAAAACUUUGCUUCAAGACCAUACUCCAUUCAUGCCCAUGGAGUGUCAUAUGAGAAGUCAUCUGAAGGAAUGAGCUAUGAAGAUUAUUCCACUGACUGGUUUAAGUUAGAUGAUGCUGUUGCUCCAAACAGCACAUACACAUACGUGUGGAAUGUGCCGCCUCGGUCAGCACCAACUUCUACCGAUUCAGUCUGCAAGGCUUGGGUCUAUUAUUCCAGCGUGGACUAUGUGAAGGAUAUUAACUCUGGGUUGAUCGGGCCUCUGUUGAUCUGUAAGAAUGGAACACUGAGCACCUUUAAUGAAAUUCCCGAUGAUGCUCGCGAGUUUGUUUUGCUCUUCAACACUUUUGAUGAAACCAAAAGUUGGUACCUGAACGACAACAAACACCAACUUUGUAAAGAAUCCUGUGAGAUAAGCAAGAACAAUUACAAUUUUAAACAGCACAGUACUUUUCAUGCUAUCAAUGGAUUUGUCAAUGCCUCUUUAAGGGGUCUAGUGAUAUAUGAAAAAGAGCUGGUGCGAUGGUAUUUGAUUAAUGUGGGAGGCUCAGAUGACAUGCAUGCUAUACGUUUCCAUAGCCAGACAUUUAUUGAAAGGAGGGGUGGUGAACAUCGUCUGGGCAUUUACAACUUGUAUCCAGGUGCCUUUAGAGCCAUUGAAAUGUAUUCAUCAAAACCUGGCACGUGGCUUUUAGGCUGUGAAAAUGGAGAGCAUUACAAAGGAGGGAUGCAGGCACAUUUGCUUGUUCUAUCUAAAGGUUGUGAUUAUCCCUUGGGUAUGGCAUCUGGAAGUAUAACGGAUCCACAGAUCACUGCAUCAGACUAUGCGGAUGACUGGAUGCCACAUCUAGCACGAUUACAUAACAGCGACAUGAUCAAUGCCUGGAGUGCUCAUAUGCACACCCACAAGAAGCUUUGGAUUCAAGUUGAUCUGGAAAGGCCAAUGGUGAUCACCGAGAUUGCCACCCAAGGAGCCAGUGCAAUGUUUGUGCAAAAUUACAUUAAAGCCUUUUUCAUUGAAUACAGUGCGGAUGGGAAAAAUUGGAAGUAUUACAAUGGAAAAAGCAGAAGCUACAAACAAGUGUUUGAAGGAAACUCUGAUGCUGCAGAAGUAAAGUUUAACAGGUUCAACCCUCCUAUUAUUGCAAGGUAUUUAAAAUUAAAUCCGGUAUCCUUCCAAGUCAGACCUACUCUUCGCAUGGAAUUAUAUGGCUGUGAAAUAGAUUUUUGUUCACAACCUCUGGGAAUGAAGAAUGAAAAUAUUGAAGACUACCAGAUAACUGCUUCAUCCUAUCUGAGUUCAUGGUGGGGUUCUUGGAAACCAUCACUUGCACGUCUGGAUUUGGAAGGCAGAAUUAAUGCAUGGAGGUCAAAUGAACAAAAUGCAGACCAAUGGCUUCAGGUUAACUUCCUGAAGAAAAAGAAGAUAAGUGGCAUCAUUACACAAGGGGCCAAGUCCUUCACCACCACAAUGUUUGUGCAGUCCUAUAGUGUGCAUUUUAGCAAUGAUGGAAAAACAUGGCUACCAUAUACAGAUCAGUUGGAUGGGAGUGAGAAGAUUUUCGCAGCAAAUACAGAAAAUUAUCGGCACAAAAGAAGCUACAUUAAUCCAGCUAUUUUUGCCAAAUAUAUCCGGAUUAUUCCAAAAACUUGGUACAACAGCAUUGCACUUAGAGUUGAAUUCUUCGGAUGUGAUUUGGAAUGAAGAUAUCUUCAGGGCAUUCACAGGAGAAAGAAGAACCUGUUGUAAAGAGACUUUUUGUACUAAAGUUAUGCCUCUUAUGAGGCAGGCAACAUUCUCUAAUAAUGAGAAAACGCGGAUGUAAAAAAAGUAAAUAUUAAUUAGCAUUAUUUUAGUUAAGAUAUUUUAUGAAUUGUCAAAAUAUAACCCAAACUAUCAAAUUGGUUAGUUAGAUCUACAUCAUAGUCUAUUGGUCUUGCCAGAGGUUAUUUUAAAAAUUAAAGUUAUAUGAGAUGUG